This is a messenger RNA of Sus scrofa (pig), 3344 nucleotides long. It is a transcript of the gene DRAM2, whose product is annotated as DNA damage regulated autophagy modulator 2. Lineage: Eukaryota; Metazoa; Chordata; Mammalia; Artiodactyla; Suidae. Gene Ontology annotation, cellular component: lysosome. Gene Ontology annotation, biological process: photoreceptor cell maintenance; regulation of autophagy. The record is from RefSeq and is a predicted model, not a curated record.
UCCCGGUGGUGAGCGCGCUCCGGGACCGGCUUCGCUGCUCGGGAGCGCGCCCCGGGAGUUCUCCCUCGUUUCGGUCCUGCCGGCAGGCGCUGGACCCGGCUGCCGGUAUUGGCAAAGUGAUCCAAGCAAGAAGACCUAUUUGAGAUGUGGUGGUUUCAGCAAGGCCUCAGUUUCCUUCCUUCAGCUCUCCUAAUUUGGACAGCUGCUGCUUUCAUAUUUUCAUAUAUUACUGCUAUAACACUUCACCAUGUUGAUCCUGUCUUGCCUUAUAUCAGUGACACUGGUACAGUAGCUCCAGAAAAAUGCUUGUUUGGGGCAAUGCUGAAUAUCGCCGCAGUUUUAUGCGUUGCAACCAUUUAUGUUCGUUAUAAGCAAGUUCAUGCUCUGAAUCCUGAAGAGAAUUGUAUCAUCAGAUUAAACAAGGCUGGCCUUGUACUUGGAUUACUGAGUUGUUUAGGACUUUCUGUUGUGGCAAACUUCCAGCCCAAGAUUCAUGGCAAACAAGUCUUCUGGAUCAGACUACUGUUGGUUAUCUGGUGUGGAGUAAGUGCAUUGAUCAUGCUGACUUGCUCAUCACUUUUGUACAGUAGCAGUUUUGGCACUGAUAUAGUACAGAAACUCCACUGGAACCCAGAGGACAAAGGUUAUGCGCUUCAUAUGAUCACUGCUGCAGCAGAAUGGUCUAUGUCAUUUUCCUUCUUUGGUUUUUUCCUGACUUAUAUCCGUGAUUUUCAGAAAAUUUCUUUACGGGUGGAAGCCAAUUUACAUGGAUUAACGCUCUAUGAUACUGCUCCUUGCCCUGUUAACAAUGAACGAACAAGGCUACUUUCCAGAGAUAUAUGAUAAAGGACAAAAUAUACCUGUGGUGAUCAUGAUUCUCAGGGAUUGGGAAAAUAAUCAUGAAAGUUAACUUAUUUUGCUCUGAAAUUUUCAACCACUUAAUCAAGGCUGACAGUAACAUCUAAGAAUCUGAUAAUCAAGAGACAUGAAAUAAGCCAUUUGAUAUUAUUUUAAAGGAUAUCUUCAAGAGGACCAUGUAAAAACAUUAAUGCCUGUACUUUUUCUAUCCCAGAAAAUAAAACCAAAGGACUACAACAUUGUAGGUUUUUUCUAUUUUUUUUUUUUUAAGAGAAACAACCAGAAGUGUACCAAGCAGUCUGCAAAACCCAGCCUUUUUUUUUUUUUUUUUUUUUUUUUUUAAUCAUUUCAGAGCAUGUUUUCCUUGGGGCACUUAUGUGAGAGGGAUUUUUUACAACCACAAAUAAUCAACAGUGCUCAGGAGCUUCUUUAGAAUAGAAUUGGGUUUUGAAGUAAUAGUUUUAUCAUAUUAAUACAUUUCUUAUAGUCUUUAUAAAACAUAUUUCUUCUGGAAUCCAGCCUGAAAGGGAAACAGACCUGAACUCAUGUGAGCACUUUCAUUGCUUAAGCUUUGCACAGGAGAUCUUAUAGAUAAUGAUUUGAUUCCUGCCCCAAGGCCAGAUACUAUGGUAACUGGUCCAUCACAUGUGCUUUGCAAUAGUUUCAUGAAGCUUAGUCUCUGGUAUGAGAUUUUAAUUACUAAUGAAUGAGAAAAGUAUCUAUAGUUAAAUUUACUUCAGUUAUGUUUUGCAUGAACAAUGGUUAGUGUUCCUACACAAGGCUGAGACGUUUGUAACACCAGAUAUGAUUAACAUCAAAUAAAAGUCACCCCAAACUGCAGUUGAGAGCUUCUUAAGAUUUUCAUUUAUAGCGAAUUACAAUUACUUGAAAAAGUAAUCUUGAAUAGGCUAAUGUUGAGCCUUUUUUAAUGGGAUGUGAUCUUUGUAGACCCUCCAUUCCAAAGGACAAAAUCAGCAAUCCAGAAAAACUGGGUACAGAAUAAUUGUGAUACAUGCAUCCACCAAAUAAUUUUCUUUCUCUCUGGUCAUUCAAGUGAUGGAUGGCUUCUACUUGGAUGCCUGUCUGUGCAGAUAAAGAAUGGUUUACAGAUUGCCAAAUAAAAUUCAAAAGAAGAAAAUGCUCGUCUGGAAGGUACCCAGUGAUAAACUGGUUUGCAAAAGAAUCUCUGAAGAAGAUCAGUAAAAUUUAUCUUUUUGGAACCAGUGGUUCCAUGGCCAGAAUAAAAGAUGAUAAGAACAAGCUUAAAGUGUAAGAGGGAGUAAUUUAUGGGAAAAUGAUUUUAUGGUGGAAUAAUAGAUCUGAAGACUUAUGGACUCAUAAGACAGAAAAUGGAAUAAAAGCUGUCAAGCAACAGUGAACAUGGGAGACAUUUUAAUAAACAUCGAAAUCUGACAUCACUAGGAAAAAAAUUGUGAUAAAAGCAGAAAACAUUUUUGUCAUGCCUCUGAAAAUCAUGGUGCAACCACAUCUGGGAAAGAAUGUCCAGUCCUGAUUGCUGUACCUUGAGGAAGCUGUAAUUCAAGUUGUGAAGGACCACAGUUUGGUAAGAAGGAAACUGAUAGAAUCAAAGUACAUAAAAUUAUAAAUUAUGUGUGGGGAAGAUGGCACAGGGAGGAACAGGGACUUGAUGUAUAUCCAUACGAGAAUAUUCAGCUUAGAGAUACACUAACAACCAUUAAAGAAAUUAUUUUAAAACAAAACGUAUUACUUGGUGAGUAUUUAAUUCUAUUAUUUAAUUUUUACCUUUAGAAAUAACAUGGGCUGAAAACAUUAAGUUCAAACAUGGAUUAUAAAUAAAGAGAAAUUUUCGAAUGUGCCUUCAUCCCUCAUCUUAAGGUUGAAAUAAUGGAAGACAACCAUAUCCUACGUCAAAAUAUGCCUUGCCAGCACUGUCAGAUACAGUAGCUUGGAUAAAUGGAUAAUGUAGUUAAAUGCAUCCAAUUUUGUUUUGCAUGUUUAGCUUUAGGAAUAGGAGGUUUUAAGCUGACAAAGUUAGCAGAUACUAUUUCCUCUUUGUCCUUGGGUACACAACAAGACUACAUUUCCCAGCCCCACUUUCAACUGAGUAUAGGCAUAAGACUGAAUUUUAGCUGGUAAAGUGUAAAUGAAAUGGAAUGGAUGUGUUUGCAAUUUUCAUAUUAAGGUUUUAAAAAAACAAGAAUCCUUUUUCCCAAUUUUUUCUCCUUUAGUGGUUGUAUAUUGAUGACAGCAAUCACAUGUAAGGAACCUGAACUAGUCCACUUGUAAUCAGAUUUUAGAAUACCAGCUAGAGAUCUGAUAUAAUUUAAGAACUCUGUUUUUAUUUAUCCUAGGUACUAAAUUAUAGUGUACAUUUCUAGAAUAGUGUCAUAUAUUGUAAAUGCUCAGUGGAUUUAUGAAAGAAAGACUUGUUUUAUCUCUUGUGCAAUGUUCUGUACAGGCUCACCGUGAAAUGAAGUUGAGUAAAUGUUGGAUUACUACCCUUG